GAUAUCAGACCUGGGGAUCUCGUCCUAUGUACGGACAACGAAUCUUACCCCUGCGACCUUAUUGUACUUGCAUCGAGCAAUCUCAACGGGAAAGUCUAUGAAACUACGGGUAAUCUGGAUGGUGAAUCAGCUAUAAAGACGAUAUAUUCACUGGCACCCACGCAAAAACCAUUUGUGGAACUGAUACACUACUGGAAAACACCGGAGCAAGCGACACAGUCUAAGGAAGGACGCCUAGAAUGCGGAGACGAUACGAUUCCAGUGUCCACUGACAAUUUAGCUUUUCGCGGUGCAGUUCUUCGAGUUACUGACUGUAUUGUUGGACUUGCCGUAUACACUGGCAAAGAGACAAAACUUUCACUGAACGCCCAAGGCGGAAAACGCAAAUAUUCGUCAACUAUAGGGAAGUUUAAUACGAUUUUGGUGAUAUUCAUGGCUUUUAUGCUCCUUUUCACCAUAAUUUGCGUUGCUUUGCAAUUCGAAUGGCGAAAAACAGCUCCCGGUAUGGGUUGGUACUUAUACUUUGGCAACAUAACUGUGUUUAAAGUCGUCCAAGAAGGAUUUACAAUUUUAUUUAUAAUGAGUUACCUUAUUCCGGUUUCAAUUGUCGUCACAACGGAAGUGCUUCAGCUGUUUCUGGCUCUUUUUAUAUCAAGAGACCUCAACUUAUAUGACGCCGAAAAAGAUAGGCCUAGUCAAGUGAACUCCACAAAUUUGGCAGACGAACUUGGCCAAAUCGAAUUCCUGUUUAGCGACAAGACAGGCACACUGACACAAAACAAAAUGGAUUUCAAGUGUUACUCCCUGGCCAAUGACGUUUCCGUUUAUAAUAUGGAAGCCGACGGAAUUUAUCUUAUCCGCGAUUGUCAAAAAUUUAGUGAUGUUUUUAAAUCAACCGAUCUUGACUUACAAGAUUCAAGGGAAAUUCUUCAAGAUGAAUACUUUUCUUCGUCCUCCUCCGAAGACGAACUGGAGGAAAUUACUAAAAAGGAACCUGGUGGACCAAUGGCCAGAAGACACUCAAGAUUUAAAUUCCGCAUAGAAGAACUGUCCGAAAGAGCACAAAACUUUUGGAUGAUCGCGUCUCUUUGUCAUACAGUCGAAGCUAAAGUACAUACUAUUGAAGAAACUAAAGAAGAAAUUAUUUCCUAUAAUGCCUCAUCACCCGAUGAAAAGGCGCUAGUAGAAGCUGCUACAAAGUGUGGCUACCAAUAUUUAGGGCACGCUAGCGAUGACGACGCAAAAGAAAGCGAGAGAAAUGUCCACCUUAUUCGGUACAAUAAGGCGGCACUCAAGUCCUUCCCGGAAAUUGACCGGACGUGUCCUGUUUUAAAAGUGCACAUAGACGCGGUGAUUGAGUUUGAUUCCGUACGGAAACGGAUGUCUGUGCUGGUUCGACAUGAAGAUGGCAGGUGCUUUGUGUAUACAAAGGGCGCUGAAGUAACAAUGCUUGAUGCGAGACUGUGCAGUGCUACGCCAUCGGAGGAUCGUGAUGCCAUCAUGUACAAAGUGACAAAUUUUGCCUGUUUGGGAUUGCGGACCCUGGUCUUUGGAAUGCGCGAAGUACAACCAAAGGACUACCAAGAUCUGCUGUCUGGCCUACGCUACGCUCAGGGACUA
Dibothriocephalus latus is the source of this 1620-nucleotide messenger RNA. NCBI's taxonomy places the organism in Eukaryota, Metazoa, Platyhelminthes, Cestoda, Diphyllobothriidea, Diphyllobothriidae. The record is from the annotation of a GenBank genome assembly.